AUGGCGCCUCCCAGGUGGACGAGCGCAGACCAGUUACUCUGGCUGCAGAAUGAGCUGCCCAACUACCUGCAGAUGCAAAAAGAGAAGAAAUUAUCAAGAUUUUUCGAGGCGCUGUUUCCAAAGUGGUUCAAUGACUUUCCAGAAGAGGUAGAGCUAAACAGCAGCGCACCUUGUGUUGAGAACACUGGUAUUGAUGAAUGUGGUGGAGCUACUAUUGACUCUAUGAACGAAACAGUCCAGCCGGAUCUUACAAACAUAUCUGAAUCCGCCGAACAAGAAGAGAGUGAGUCAAAUUCACGACCGAUGCAAGCAGGAGAACGCCGUAAACAAUUGCGGGAAUGGUUUCGGAAUAAUUCAAAGGGAAAAACUACACCUGGCAGUAGCUCAACCGGUAAAGCCCUAUCUGCACUACUUGGUCAGCGUGCAAGAGGCACUCGAGACCUCAAAGAGGUUGAAGUGUAUUCUAAACUUCACUAUGAGUCGAAAGUUAAACCAUUGGUGUCUGACGCACUUAAAAAUAAUCCCGUACAACCUGCACAAAGGCUUAGUGCAGUCCGGCAGCACACCACCGAUUGCUUUGCGGAUGAGUCGGAAGAAGUCAAAAAAGAAAUUCGGGAGGAGACUGCACGUCUUAAUGCUGCCAGAAGAUUGGGAGAUGUUGUGGGACAGGAUUCGAGAACGAAAGAAGAAGUUUAUCAUGCAAUUCAAGAGCUACCAAUCCUUCUAGGUCAAAUAUUCGAGGACCUCUCAAUAUUGACGGGCGGAUGGCACUACACCCUUGUCAUGGGUGGAGUCGACCCAAUGUGUGAAGGCGACAUUAUGACAGUUAAGGUCUACCACCACGGUAAAACUGCAGAUGGUCUGAGCUUCAAGGCAUGCACGCCGAACUUCCAUGACCAGUAUUUGUUACCCUUCGAACGACACCUUGGGCGCGUCUAUGGCGCAUCUUCAAAGCUGCCGGCGGCUCCCUCAUCCACCCCAACCUCACCUCACCUUCCACCUGGCCUGAUCUCACUGGAUGAGGCUUUGGACGAGUCCUCACUCAGAGAUCACCAUCCUUCUGUGCUUGAUCCCUCUCUGGACUUCAAUGCACUUGCAGGAACGAAUGGACAUGGUGAAUGGUUGAUGCGCACUAGUAGUAGUGACCCAAACCCCAUCACAUCUCCUCACAACACGACAGACACUCCAAUCACCGCUUGGAGAAAGUCAACAGCGCUCAAUGAAGACCCGCUAACCACAUCCCCCACCUUUAAUCGCACUCAAUGGCCAGGUGUCAGAGCAGCUGAUCCAUCAGUCGAGGCUAUCCCUCCUUACAUACUUCAUCCGUCGUCGUCGUUUGACACCACCGUCUUGCCCCAGCCUGCUUCGCUCUUGGCCGAGAAAAUGAAUAGAUUUUCUGCGCUUGAGGAGGCCAAUGGACUAUCCAUGGAACCGCAUGGAAAUUCAUUGCCGUUCAACCAACCGAUGUUCAAUUUGGGGCCGCAUGCACGUCCAGACCCCCAAAUUCCAUUGUCUUUGCUAGCGAGUAUCACAGAGUCACUCCUGCCUACAUCCACACCGCCCGAGUCAAUGUAUUCCAAGUCCACCACACACCAACCCCCAUCAGCUCCUCAUCAACCAACAUCUCACGCUGUUGAAGGAGAAUACCAAUUUUCGCCGGCUUCUCACCAACCGAUACCUCACAACGUCGAAAGAGAGCACCAAUUCCCACCAGCUCCUCACCAACUGACAUUUCGUGACAUUGGAGGAGAUCGUCAAUUCCCGCCGACACCUCACCAACCGACACCUCACAACAUUGGAGCAGUUUUCCCUCAUACUAAUUUGGAGGCAGGGGCAACGUCAUCCAUUGACCGGGGGUCUUCGGCAGCUUCUCGGCAGCUGACACCUUGUGACAUCGGGGGAGUCUUGGCUGGUGAAACUCCCCAACCUGAUUUGGAGAUGGAGACAGUGUCCUCGUUACCUGUUGCCCCCACUGCCUCCAACAGACGCACCAGGCGCGCACCAUGUCCUUCUACACGAGCAGCCGAAGCCAACAAAAUUGGUCACAAGGAAGGAACAAAACCCGCACCAAAGAGGAAGCAGAGCGAGGUCCAGCGCAGUAGUGAGGGCCCAAAGAAAAAGUCUCGCAAGUAG
Messenger RNA from Suillus subalutaceus, 2133 nucleotides. RefSeq lists its product as uncharacterized. The transcript is spliced from 5 exons. Lineage: Eukaryota; Fungi; Basidiomycota; Agaricomycetes; Boletales; Suillaceae. Bases 1 to 2133 code for a protein of 710 amino acids. The record is from RefSeq and is a predicted model, not a curated record.